GUAUGAAUAAUUUUGAGGACUACUGUACAUGUACGCCGAUUUUGACUCCACUAAAUACUGUAGCUUCGAUUCCGUAUCAGUUGAAUAUAGUGUUCAUCAUGUCUUCAUCUUGCUCGUGUUUCUGCAUCAGUUUCCUCCAGAAAUCUCGAGUCUUUUCAACAGUUCUAAUUAUAGUUUUGUUCACCGCUAACGAAGCAUUUAUGACAGCCGUCGUUCCUGUGGCUCCAGAGGUCUUGCUCCAUCUUUGCUACACAACGGUGUACCGCACUGUGUGUCAGAAUGUAACAAAGACGGGACUAUUCACCCUCUCUGAUUGCCUGACAUAUCAACAGACCCAUUAUUCCAACAAUCCUCAGGAUUUCACGUUCACAAAUGUUAGCAAAUCGAAUGCCGACUCCAUCCUCGAUCUCUUACAAGACUGUCAUGAACGGCUCAGCUUCCAGAAUGGGUUACUUCUGGCGACAAAGUUCCUGAUGAGGAUAUUGCUGACUGCCCCUGCGAGUUGGCUCAUCGACAAAGUCGGAAUAUUUUGGCCGUUUUUCUUUAGUACACUCUUGGCAUUGAUCGCCUGCUUGAGAUUUCUCGGCGGAAUUCAUGCGAUUUUAGGUUGA
Molecule: messenger RNA, 611 nt
Organism: Lytechinus variegatus (green sea urchin)
Lineage: Eukaryota; Metazoa; Echinodermata; Echinoidea; Temnopleuroida; Toxopneustidae
Exons: 4
Coding region: 3-611 (202 amino acids)
Source: RefSeq, a predicted model, not a curated record